AUGUCGUCGUCCAUCCAGCUUUUGAACCCCAAGGCCGAGUCCUUGAGACGCGCGCAGGCGCUCCAGGUCAACAUUGCCGCGGCGCAGGGCUUGCAGCAAGUUUUGGCGUCCAACUUGGGCCCCAAAGGCACAUUGAAGCUUCUAGUGGACGGAUCCGGCAACUUGAAACUCACCAAGGACGGCAAGGUGUUGCUCACGGAGAUGCAGAUCCAGCACCCCACGGCGGUGAUGAUUGCCCGUGCGGCCACUGCGCAGGACGAGAUCACCGGCGACGGCACCACCACCGUGGUGUUAUUGGUGGGCGAGUUGUUGAAGCAGGCCGAAAGAUUCAUCAGCGAGGGCGUGCACCCGCGUGUGUUGGUGGACGGCUUCGAGCUUGCGCGCGAGGCGGCGUUGCGGCAUUUGGACGAGUUCAAGACGCGGCCGCUCAGCUACGACCGCGAGUUUUUGCUCCAGGUGGCGCGUACUUCCGUGGCCACCAAGGUCACGGCGGAGUUGACGGACGUGUUGGCGCCCAUCGUCACGGACGGCGUGUUGUCUGUGCAGGGCGAGGACAGCAAGAGCUUGGACUUGCACAUGGUGGAGAUCAUGACCAUGCAGCACGGCAAGGCGCAGGACACCAGCUUGAUCAAGGGCUUGGUUUUGGACCACGGCGCACGGCACCCGGACAUGCCGCGCCGCGUUCACAACGCGUUUGUGUUGACGUUGAACGUGUCGCUCGAGUACGAGAAGACCGAGGUCAACUCCGGGUUCUUCUACUCGUCCGCGGACCAGCGCGAGAAGUUGGUGGCCUCGGAGAGGAGGUUUGUGGACGAGAAGUUGCGCAAGAUCGUGGACUUGAAGAACGAGGUGUGCGGCUUGAACGGCGACGCCGGUUUUGUCAUCAUCAACCAGAAGGGCAUCGACCCCAUGUCCUUGGACGUGUUGGCCAAGCACAACAUCUUGGCGUUGCGCAGGGCCAAGAGACGGAACUUGGAGAGGUUGCAGUUGAUUGUUGGCGGCGAGGCCCAGAACUCCGUGGACGACUUGUCCCCCGCGAUCUUGGGCCGUGCUGGCUACGUCUACGAGGAGAGUAUCGGGGAGGACAAGUUCACGUACGUCACGGAGUGUGCGGAGGCGAAGGCCUCCACCAUCCUCAUCAAGGGCCUGACCAACCACGUAUUGCAGCAGACCAAGGACGCCGUGAGAGACGGCUUGCGCGCGGUGGCCAACGUGAUCAAGGACGAGUCCAUCGUGCCUGGCGCGGGCGCUUUCUACAUGAGCUGCAACAACCACCUAUUAUCCUCCAAGAGCCUCAAGGGCCGCAGCAAGCCGGGCGUCAAGGCGUUUGCCGAGGCGCUCCUCGUGGUGCCCAAGACGUUGAGCACGAACGCGGGCCUCGACUCCUUGGAGACGCUCUCUGCGUGCCAGGACGAGAUCAUCGACGACCACGUGGUGGGCAUCGACCUUGCUUCAGGCGAGCCCAUGGAUCCUGCCCUCGAGGGCGUGUGGGACUCCUACAGGGUCGUGAGAAAUGCCAUCCUGGCCGCCACGGGCAUCGCUUCCAACUUGUUGCUUUGCGACGAGCUUUUGAAGGCCGGCAAAUCGUCUUUGAAGGGCCAGGGCCAAGGCGCGCCGCAGGGCGCGCCGCAGGGCAUGCCGCAGGGCAUGCCGGGCAUGAUGUAA
Metschnikowia bicuspidata var. bicuspidata NRRL YB-4993 is the source of this 1665-nucleotide messenger RNA. RefSeq names its product chaperonin-containing T-complex subunit (gene CCT6). Gene Ontology annotation, cellular component: chaperonin-containing T-complex. The coding region runs from base 1 to 1665 and encodes 554 amino acids. Gene Ontology annotation, molecular function: ATP-dependent protein folding chaperone; ATP binding; ATP hydrolysis activity. The transcript has a single exon. The record is from RefSeq and is a predicted model, not a curated record. Lineage: Eukaryota; Fungi; Ascomycota; Pichiomycetes; Serinales; Metschnikowiaceae. Gene Ontology annotation, biological process: protein folding.